AUGGUAGUAAUUGAUAAAAUUUUAAAAAGAUUAUUUGAUUUAAAAUCAAGAUUGCUAGUAUUUAUCCAAAUGACAAGAAUGAUAGAUAUAUUAGAAAAUUAUUGUAGAAUGAAAAAAUAUGAAUAUUGCAGAAUUAACUAUAAUACAAAUAAUGAAGUUGUAGAUGCACAAAUACAAGAAUUUAAUAAUAAUAAAAAUAUAUAUAUCUUAUUGCUGUCAACUAAAUAUGGUGGAUUAAAAAUAAACUUGCACAUUGCUGAUAUUGUUAUUUUAUUUGAUUUUGAUUGGAAUUUUCAAGUGGAUUUACAAUCUAUGAGUAGGGCUCAUAUAAUAGAAAAUGGUAAUAAAAUAGAAUUAGGUAUUAAGAAAGAAUUAAACGAAUAUUUGUUAUUUGAAAGUAAAGAUAAGUAUAUUGAUACAAGUAUUAAUAAAGGCAAAUAA
Messenger RNA from Plasmodium relictum, 441 nucleotides. RefSeq names its product chromatin remodeling protein, putative (gene SNF2L, putative). Gene Ontology annotation, molecular function: ATP-dependent chromatin remodeler activity; chromatin binding; DNA binding. Bases 1 to 441 code for a protein of 146 amino acids. The record is from RefSeq and is a predicted model, not a curated record. Gene Ontology annotation, cellular component: chromatin; nucleus. Gene Ontology annotation, biological process: regulation of transcription by RNA polymerase II; nucleosome organization. The transcript has 2 exons. Lineage: Eukaryota; Apicomplexa; Aconoidasida; Haemosporida; Plasmodiidae.